AUGAUUAUUUCUAACACAUAUCCGAAGGAGACGAGCCAGACAACAAGCAGGCAACAAAGCACAAACAUGACGACUUUAAACGUCGUGCAAGGCAUAAGGGCUCGCUGAAGUCCCAAUCGAACUAUUCCCACAACCGGGAGAGUUUCGAUUCGGGAUGGACAUCAAGCGUACCGAAGAGGGCUUCAUCUGCGUGAACUCAGUGGCCCGAGGGACAGCUGCAGAGCGGGCUGGCCUGGGGCAACUGUUCCAUCAGGCAAACAGAACGCGCCACCUUCUCGUGAUCUCGAGGCUCAAGGGGAAGAGCUUGAUGCCGUCGACAGUCGACUCGGACGGCUUGAUUCAGUGCUGUGAUAAUAAGCGUGAAUUAUUUUUUGCUAUGGAGAAAGCUGAUGGCAUUCAGCUGCAUCUCAUGUCUUGGCCGAAUGAGGCUGCUGUUUCGUCGACGGCUUCUGCAAUUGCAGCUCUUAGGCCGCCGGAAAGCUAAUGCUUUAAGUUUAAUGUAAAAUGUUUAGAAUGAAAUGGGAAUAAGCAGAGAUAAAUAGAUCAAAUUUCUGUGCUACAAAACUGCAAUCAUUUUAGUGGUAUGAUA
Molecule: messenger RNA, 589 nt
Organism: Salvia splendens (bonfire salvia)
Lineage: Eukaryota; Viridiplantae; Streptophyta; Magnoliopsida; Lamiales; Lamiaceae
Exons: 2
Coding region: 155-484 (109 amino acids)
Source: RefSeq, a predicted model, not a curated record